Scophthalmus maximus (turbot) is the source of this 13006-nucleotide messenger RNA. It is a transcript of the gene frem2a, whose product is annotated as FRAS1 related extracellular matrix 2a. Gene Ontology annotation, biological process: cell communication. Gene Ontology annotation, cellular component: membrane. The coding region runs from base 261 to 9629 and encodes 3122 amino acids. NCBI's taxonomy places the organism in Eukaryota, Metazoa, Chordata, Actinopteri, Pleuronectiformes, Scophthalmidae. The record is from RefSeq and is a predicted model, not a curated record. The transcript is spliced from 24 exons.
CGAAUCCGCCAAUGUGCGCAGAGAUGGGCGGAUGCGCUUUUACGCAGCCUCUCAAGUGUCACAACUUAAAAACUCCUGCGCGCUGUUCUCCCCGAGCGUGUCGAGGGUGUGGACGGACGCGUGCAGGCAUCCAUCCAUCCCGCUCCCAACACAGCCACUAUUUUGUACCUUUUUCGGGUAAAACAACACCGGUUUUCCUACACCCCCUCGGCGGAGUGACUGCUUUUCGGAUGCUUUGAAUCCGACUCGGUUUGCCAAAGAUGCUGUGCUCCAGGCUCCUCCUGUGUCUGUCGCUGGCAGGUGCGGUGUCCGCGCAGCCGGACAGCUCUGGGCUAUUUUACGCGCUGCGAUCCGAGCUGUCCGAGGACGCGAUCUUGGUCGCCAACAACGCCAUACGCGUGCCAUUCGGGAGAGCGGUGUCCGUCGACCCCGUCAACGACCUGGUCGUUCAGACUCAGCCGGGGGACCGGUGCAGCAUCACCGUGCUGGAUAACGACCCGCUCGCGCAGAGACCGGGGCACCUCUCCCCCAAAAAGUUCCUGUGUGAUUUCGGUCCCAACGACGUGACGUACUCCCACUACGGCUCGCGGAGUCCGGCGAAGGACCGGGUGAGGCUGCAGCUCAGGUACGACGCGCCGACUGAAACCGUGAUCAUCCCGUUCAUGAUGGAGGUUGAAGUGGUCUUUACGCAGCUGGAGCUCCUCACCAAAAACAUGCCGCUGGCCGUGGACAACCUGCGGGGCGUCAGCAAUCCCAUUGAUAAGAAGACUCUGGAGUUCACCUACGACAGAGACUCUCAUAAGUGCGAGGUGGCGUCCCUGUCCGGCGGCAGCGCUCUGCCCAGGUACGGGAGACUCCUCGACGGCGGGAAACUGUCCAAAAUGAUGGACUGUGACGAGUUCACCCGCGCCGACAUCCGCUACGAGCACACGUUUGACCGCGCGUCGCCCAACAGGGAUUACGUCCCCAUGGUUGUGGAGCUGCGCGACAAGGAGGGCAACUUGGAGAGGCAGGAGUAUUUCCAUCUCAUGAUACGCAUCAGAGAGGGGGAAGAGAACACUCCCCCCAAACCCAGCGUUGUGUCCAUGAUGAUGAUGGAGGUCAGCCAGUUUGUCAUGACUGCCCUCACCCCCGACAUGCUCGCCGCCGAAGAUGCAGAGUCGGACCCGGACGAGCUCAUUUUCAACAUCACCUCUCCCUUAUCUUACGAGGAGGGCUACAUAGUCAGCACCGAUGACAGAAAUCUGCCCAUCACGUCCUUCUACCAGAGAGACCUGCGUGACCUGAAAAUAGCCUACAAGCCCCCCUCCCUGGACUCGGACACCGAGAGGAUUUUCCAGCUCGAGUUUGAGGUGGUGGACACAGACGGGUCCGUCUCGGACCCCUUCGCCUUCAUGAUCGUCGUGAAGAUGAUGAAUUCUUUGGCCCCCGUUGUGACGCGUAACACGGGUCAGCUGCUGUACGAGGGCCAGUCUCGGCCUCUCUUCAGCACGCACAACUUGGAGAUCAGCGAUGAGGACGACCUCGACGCGGUCUCCAUCACCGUGGUGGAUGGCCUGCGUCACGGAGACCUCACGGUGCUCGGCGCCCACAGGAAAUUCUUCACACCUGCUGAUCUCACAACAGGGGUUGUCGUGUACCAGCACGACGGGAGUGACACAUACAGCGACAACAUUGUCUUCAAGAUGACGGACGGGAAAAACGAAGUGGAAUUCCUUUUCCCCAUUACAAUCGUUCCCACUGACGACGAGCCACCGAUUAUAAACGCCAACACCGGCCUGGUGCUAUUCAAAAACCAGAUGAUGCCUGUAUCUCCCCUCAUGCUCAGUGCCGCCGAUAUCGACUCUGAGGACUCGACUAUUAAAUUCACUAUUGUCCCCCCCUUUUCCACAAUAGGCACAGUGCUCCUAAGACAGUCCGAUGCGCCUGAAGACCCCUCCUCUUGGAAGUUCAAUGCCGAAGAUGAAGUCUACGAGAAGGAGGUGACAGAGUGGCUUCAGAAAGAUAUCACCGAUGGGAAGUUGUUUUACAAGCACACAGGCCCCCACAACACAGAUACCAUCAUGGAUCAGUUUGCGUUCACAGUUCAGGACGACAAUGACCCCCCUAAUGAGUCGGGAGAGAGUGUAUUUAUAAUCCGCGUUUUGCCAAUCGAUGACGUUCCUCCAGUGCUGUUCCCCGGCACCACCCUGCAGAUGACCGUUCAGGAGUACAGGCUCACGCACUUUAGCAAAGAGGUUUUGCGCUACACUGAUCUAGACUCUGAGGACCGUGACCUCAAAUACACAGUUAUCCAGCCCCCGACAGAUACGGAUGAAAAUAACCCGGUUGCGUUUGGCUCUUUGGUUCUGACGGACAGCACAGACACUGAAGUCACAGAGUUCACACAAGCUCAAAUUAACCAUCAUAAGAUAUCCUACGGCCCCCCGGAUGUUGAGCUUGGAAUCACAGCCCACGUUGUGCAGUUUCGUUACACAGUUGAAGACACAGCGGGGAACAGUGUAGAAGGGGCUUUCACCAUCUACCUGCAGCCUGUCAACAAUAAACCCCCUCAGAUUACAAACACCGGCUUUACUGUCUUCGAACGUGGCAUGCACAUCAUCACCGUCGCUGAGCUAGAUGCCACAGACCUCGACACUGAGAGUAAACGGAUCACCUUUACCCUAAGCCGGCCGCCUAAACAUGGCCAGGUCCAGGUUGCAUUCACUGACCUAGAGAAAAAAGGGGUUUUCCUUCUUGAGCAAAUUUCAGACGGGAAGAUAUCAUAUAUGCACGGUGGGGAGGAGACUGUGAGCGAUGAAUUUCAGCUGGACGUGAGUGAUGGGUUCCAUGUUGUAACCGUGACGGUCAAAGUUAAUGUGAAGCCGGUAGAUGAUGAAACUCCAACCAUCAGCCUGCCCGCAGGAACCAUCGGGUCUCACAUGGACGUGCUGGAAAACGGAGCCACGGAAAUCACGACGAACGUCAUUCAAGGCCACGAUGAUGACACAGAUGACCUCGAGCUGACGUUUAUCGUGGAGGAUCCUCCAGUUAUGGGUGAAAUAUUGGUUAAAGGAGUGCCUGCUACGAGGUUUACGCAGGCGGAUAUUAUUAACGGUGUGGUUGUGUACGCACACACCAGUGGCGAGGUAGGUCUCACCUCUCAGCAGGACGGCUUCAAUUUGACUCUGACAGACAUGUCCGACGAUUGGACAGUCGGCGGCAAUAAGGUCAACGGGGUUCACGUUCGAGUCACCGUCCUUCCAGUGGAUAGCCAGGCCCCUGAGGUCGGAGUUGGGAUCCAAUUCAGUGUCAUCGAAGGGGAGAAAUACGCCAUCGGCCCUCAGCACUUGGAUGCUGAUGAUAAUGACACUCCGACGGAUGACAUCCUUUGCACCAUCAUCGUCCAGCCUACCGCUGGCUAUGUGGAAAAUAUAUCACCAGCCCCGGGCUCAGAAAAGUCCAGAUCAGGAACAGCUAUCAGUGCUUUUACUAUCAGAGAGAUCAGGGAGGGGAAUAUCCACUAUGUGCAGAGUAUUCACAAAGGGGUAGAGCCAGUGGAGGAUAGGUUCACAUUUAGAUGCUCUGAUGGCAUCAACUUCUCAGAGAACAAUUUCUUCCCAAUAGUUAUCAUCCCUGCAAAUGAUGAAAAGCCCGAGAUUUAUUUGAGGGAAAUAGUCGUGAUGGAGGGGAUGAACAUCGUCAUUGACACUCCAAUUCUGAAUGGGGCUGAUGCCGAUAUUCCCCCCGAGGAGCUGAUGUUCAUCAUCUCCAAGCCUCCCAAACACGGUGCCAUCUUAAACCAGCUCUCCACAGGCUCAGUUCUGGUGACAAAUUUCACUUUAGAGCAGAUCCGGGAGGCAUCAAGCAUUAUUUAUGAGCACGAUGACUCAGAGACAACAGAGGACAGCUUUGAUGUGAUUCUGACGGACGGCAAGUACUCUGUGCAGAAAACAGCCCUGGUUAUGAUUGUUGCCGUCGAUGACGAGACACCCAGAAUGCUCACCAACGACGGUCUGGAGGUGGAAAUUGGAGAGAGCAAAGAGAUCAGCAACAAAGUGCUCAAAGCGACAGAUUUAGACUCAGAUGACAGCGCACUCACCUACAUCAUCCGGUUCGGGCCUGGUCAGGGUCUCCUGCAGAGGAAAACUCCGUCUGGGCCUCUGGAGAACAUCACACUCGGCAUGAAUUUUACGCAAGCCGAUCUCGAUGCUGGGCUCAUAGUCUACACACACAACGGACAGGAGGGCAUCCGAGACCUGGUCAAGUUUGACGUCACGGAUGGCAUGAACCCGCUAAUUGAUCGCUACUUCUACAUCACUGUGGGCAGCAUCGACAUGGUCUUCCCUGAUGUCGUCAGUAAAGGCGUGUCGCUGAGAGAAGGUGGCCGGGUCACUCUGACCACAGAUCUUCUCAGCACCACCGACCUCAACAGCCCCGAUGAGAACUUGGUCUUUACUGUCACGAGGGCUCCUGUCAGGGGCCACUUGGAGUGCACAGACACUCCCGGGAUGCCCAUUGUGUCUUUUACUCAGCUGCAACUGGCCGGCAGUAAGAUUUACUACAUCCACACCUCGGACGAUGAGCUGAAAAUGGACAGCUUUGAGUUUGAGGUCACCGACGGCUACAAUCCCAUUUUCAGAACAUUCCGAAUCUCCAUUAUGGAUGUUGACAACAAGAAACCUGUCGUGACCGUAAAUAGUAUUGUUGUCACAGAAGGGCAGAUGAAGCUGAUCACACCGUUUGAGCUCACAGCCGAGGACCAGGACACAGCUGAGAAGCUGCUGAAAUUCACCGUCACCCAGCUGCCUGUUCACGGCAAACUCCUCUACAACCAAUCCACGCCUGUCACCAGCUUCACAAAACAAGACCUCAAUGAAAACCUCAUCAGCUACAAACACGACGGCACCGAAUCGCCGGGGGACUCCUUCUCCUUUACAGUCACCGAUGGCACGCACACUGACUUUUAUGUUUUCCCCGACACCGUUUUCGAGACUCGCCGCCCCCAAACCAUGAAGAUCGCUGUCGUGGCAAUAGACAACGGCAUCCCCCAGAUGGUGGUGAAUAAAGGUGCCCCCACUUUGAAGAUCUUGGCCACGGGUCACCUGGGCUUCCCCAUCAGCUCCAAAGUGCUGCGGGCAGAGGACAGAGACAGCAGCCCGGCCUCCCUGCUCUUCCACAUCACCACGCAGCCCAAACACGGCUACGUCAUUAACCUGGGACACGGAAACAACUCCAUCAGCACGUUUAGUCAAGCCGAUGUCGACGACCUGAACAUCUGCUAUGUGUUGCGGAGUGAGGAGAAUGCCACGUCGGAUCUCUUCCUCUUCUCCGUCGAAGAUAACGGUGGUAACAAGCUAAAGGGGCAGCAGUUCCGACUGGACUGGGCCUGGAUCUCUCUGGAGAAGGAGUACUUCGUGGUGGACGAGGAGGACAAGUUCCUGGAGGUGGUGCUCAGACGGAGAGGCUACCUCGGAGAGACGUCUUUCGUCGGUAUCGGCACCCAGGACGGCAGCGCCACGCGGGAAGAGGACUUCAGGGGCAAGUCCCAGAGGCAGGUGCAGUUCAACCCGGGGCAGGCCGGAGCCACGUGGCGGGUCCGCAUCCUGAGCGAUGGCAAGUACGAGCAGGCGGAGACCUUCCAGAUCCUGCUGUCGGAGCCCGUGAUGGCGGUGAUGGAGUUCCCCGCCGCGGCGACGGUCGAGAUCCUGGACCCCAGCGACGAGUCGACUGUGUUCUUCCCCGAGCAGAUCCACUCGGCGCAGGAAGACGUCGGGGAGCUUCUCAUCCCGGUGCACCGCAGCGGAGACAUCAGCCAGGAGCUCAUGGUGGUCUGCUACACGCAGCAGGGCUCGGCCUCGGGAACGCUUCCCACCACCGUGCUGUCCUACUCGGACUUCAUCUCCCGCCCGGAGGGGUACGGCAGCGUCCUCCGCUUCGACAAGGGCGAGAGGGAGAAGCGGUGCCGCGUGGUCAUCAUCGACGACUCCCUGUACGAGGCGGAGGAGAGCUUCAACGUCACCCUGGCGCUGCCCGUCGGCGGGCGCCUGGGCAAGCACUACCCCACCGCCAGGGUGGACAUCUUGGAGGAUGCGGGUGACGCUCCGGUGUUUUACUUUGGAGAGUCGGAGUACCGCGUGGACGAGAGUGAUGGAUACGUGGAGGUCAAAGUGUGGAGGACAGGCACCGAUCUGUCCAAGACUGGCACGGUCACCGUGCGCUCCCGCAAGGCUGAGCCCGUCUCUGCCGAGGCCGGCGUUGACUACGUGGGCAUCAGUCGCAACCUGGACUUUGCCCCGGGGGUCGGCAUGCAGACGUUCAGGGUCGCCGUUCUGGAUGACCUGGGACAGCCAGAGCUGGAGGGCACCGAGAGCUUCGAGCUGGUCUUGCGGAUGCCGGUGCACGGCAUUCUGGGAGAGCCUGGGAAGGCUACCGUCCUCAUCAACGACUCCGUGUCUGACUUGCCGAAGGUCCAGUUCCGCGAGCCGCUCUACACCGGAGAGGAGAGCGACGGUCGGAUCGCGGCGACGGUGUUCCGCAGUGGCGACGUCAGACACGAAUCCACUGCCCGCUGUUACACCCGUCAGGGCUCGGCGCAGGUCGCCUCUGACUUUGAUGAACGGCCCAACACAGACGCAUCCAUCAUCACAUUCUUACCAGGCGAGGUGGAGAAGCUGUGUGUUCUGUCGCUGGUGGAUGACACGCUGUAUGAGGACGGGGAAGAGCUGCGGUUGGUCUUAGGAAGCCCCAAGAGCAACUCGCAGUUUGGCGCGUCAGUGGGAGUCCUGCAUGAGGCCCUGGUGAAAAUCAAGGACACCGCCGACAAGCCGGUCAUCCGUUUUUCGGAAACCAAGUUCAGUGUCAGUGAACCGAAGGAAGCCGGCGCCGUGGCAACCGCGAGGAUCCCUGUGGUCCGAGUGGGCGACGCGUCGAAGGUGUCAGUGGUCCGCGUUCACACCAAAGACGGGUCGGCUGUCUCGGGAGAGGACUACCAUCCCGUGUCUCAAGACAUUGAGUUCAAACAGGGGGAUAAAGAACAUGUGGUGGAGGUGGAGGUGCUGUUCGACGGUGUCAGAGAGAUGAGGGAAGCCUUCACUCUCCACCUGAAGCCUGAUGAAAACAUGGUGGCUGAAACUCAGGUGACUAAAGUGAUAGUCUACAUCGAGGAGACCAACAGCAUGGCCGAUGUCACCUUCCCCUCCUUGCCUCAGGUGGUGUCUCUCCUCCAUUACGACAACGUCGCCAGGACACCAGACAACCUCCGCCCACCGGCCGGCUACCCUGUCAUCUGUGUGACAGCUUGCGACACAAAGUACGCCGACUACGACAAGACGGGCUCUAUCUGUGUCAGCGAGCACAUCAACAACACCCUGAGCCGCUACCGCUGGCUCGUCAGCGCUCCGGCUGGCCCGGAUGGCGUCACCAGUCCCAUGAGGGAGGUGGACUUUGACACCUUCUUCACCUCCUCCAAGAUGAUCACACUGGACUCGGUCUACUUCCAGGCAGGCUCCAGGGUCCAGUGUGCUGCGAGGGCUGUGAACUCCAACCGGGACGAAGGUUUAGAGCUCAGCAGCCCCAUUGUCACCAUCAGCCAGCAGGAAGGCAUGUGUCAACCGCGUAAGAUGGGGACCGUCGGCGCCGAGCCCUUCUCCGCCAAGCUGCGCUACACCGGCACCGGCGACCCGAGCCGCCCCAACCUCAUCAAAGUGACUGUAACCAUGCCUCACAUCGACGGCAUGCUUCCGGUAAUCUCCACCCGCCCUCUCAUGAACUUUGACCUGACCCUCAGCCCCGACGGCACCCGGGUGGGGAACCACCGCUGCUCCAACUUGCUCGACUUCGGCGAGGCGACCACCGGCCACAGCUUCAUCACCGCCCAGACGCGCAGCCCCGAGAGCACGGGGGACGCGGCGCCCUAUCAGUUCAGCGGCUCCCUGCGGGGCAGCGGCACGCUGCGCUUCUACAGAAACCUCAACCUGGAGGCCUGUCUCUGGGAGUUCACCAGCUACUACCACAUGUCCGAGCUGCUCACCGACUGCGGAGGCACGAUAGGGACUGACGGACAGGUGCUGAACCUGGUGCAGUCCUACGUCACCCUGCGCGUCCCUCUCUACGUGUCGUACGUGUUCCACUCGCCCGUGGGAACCGGCGGCUGGCAGCACUUUGACCUGCAGUCCGAGCUGCGUCUCACCUUUGUGUACGACACGGCCAUCCUCUGGAAGGACGGCAUCGGCAGCCCGCCGCAGGCCGAGCUGCAGGGGGCGCUGUAUCCGACCAGCAUGCGCAUCAACGAGCAGGGACGUCUGGUGGUCAACUUCCGCACCAAGGCUCGUUUCAGGGGCCUGUUCGUGGAGUCUCAUUCUGGAGGCGGCGUAAAAAGAGCUGGAUCCUCCAUGUCAUCCAUGGUGAUGAGUGUGGACCACCCCGGGCUGACCUUUAACCUCACGCUGGUGAGGAGCGAGCCCACCUACAACCAGCCGGUCCAGCAGUGGGCGUUCACCUCCGACUUUGCUGUGAGAGACUACUCUGGGACCUACACGGUGAAGCUGAUCCCCUGUGCAACCGCCCAGAGCAUGGAGUACGCUGUUCCACCCGUUUGCAGUCCCAGAGAACCUGUCACCUUCGACCUGGACAUCAGAUUCCAGCAAGUGAGCGACCCGGUUGCAGUAGAGUUCAGUUUGAACACUCAGAUGUUCCUGCUGUCCAAGAGGAGCCUGUGGCUCUCCGACGGCUCCAUGGGUUUCGGUCAGGAGAGUGACGUAGCCUUUUCUGAGGGCGACACGAUCUACGGCCGCGUGAUGGUGGACCCUGUGCAGAACCUGGGAGACUCUUUCUUCUGCAGCAUAGAGAAGGUGUUCCUCUGCACCGGCGCCGACGGAUACGUGCCGAAGUACAAUCCGACCAAGUUCGAAUUCGGCUGCCUGGCCGACUCUCCGUCACUGCUUUAUAGAUUCAAGGUUCUUGACAAGGCUCAGCCAGAGACUCAGGCGCGUGUGUUUGGUGAUGUCGGUUUUAACGCUGUGCUGGCAGUGGACGAUCCAUCAGCUCUGUCCCUCGUCAGACAGCCUGGGUCUGACGGCUUUAGGCUGGACUCUACGGCCAUGUUUCAGGUGGCUGCAGGCCGUGAGUGGUACAUUCACACUAUUUACACAGUCCGCUCCAAAGAGAGUGCGAACAGGGGCAUUGGAAAGCGCAGCCUAGAGUACCACUCCUUGGUUUCCUCCAGCGGCGGUCUCACCCCGAGCGUCGGCGGCCAUCGCUCCAGGAGGUCCGCUGGCGACCAAGCCCCGGAGAUCGCGGAGGACAUCGGAGCCGACAACAACCGCGGCACCAACAUCAUGCACCUGGCUCUGGACCGCGCCAAGAGGCGGGCAGGGGGGUCGAAUGAGGUGUUUGCCAAUGGGCUGGAGCCUAGCGAGCUGAACGCUGGGGAGGAAGAGGAGGGUCUGGUGACUGUGGUGGGGGCGCUGGUGGGGCUGCUGCUGACCGUCCUCGUCGUGGUCACCAUCGCGCUCGUGCUGAGAUCCAGACAGAAGGAUGUGAAGGAGGGAUGGAGGGAGGGCGUGCAGGAGGUGGUCAAAGCGUCCGUCAGUACGGAGCCCAUGUUGGUGGUGAGGAUGCAAGACUGCCACAACAGCUCCGAGGUCUGAGCGACGGAUGUGGGGACAGAUGGACAAAGGGAUGAGGGAGCUUUUAUAAAAGUUUAGAUUUUUUUUUCUUCUUCAAUUUUUAACUGAUAUCAAAUUACUUUAACGACACCAAAAAUCUGAGACUGGUCAUACACGUUAUUGGGUGUGUGUGUGUGUGUGUGAGUGUGUGUGUGUGUGUGUGUGUGCCUGUUAGUGGGAGGGGGGUUUCUACAGUAUUUGAUCCAUUACGCACCUUGAUUACUGUAACAGAGAAAACAGCACAAGAACACAGUCCUGUACACUGUCCGGUACACUUUACUUAACAUUCCAACUUGUACUGCUGGUAGCAUCGUACGUCCUCUGUCCCUCACUGGCUUUAUGGUGUUUAAAGUGCCUGAAGCAGCUCUAUAUCCCUUCAGGACGGUCUGAGAGCGCAGCAUGUGUCACACAGACCAAGUCGGAGAUUUAAUGUGGCAGGCCCAGCCUCGGUUAGUGGCACUAGACACUGUCACUGUGCAAACCGAAAGGAGCACUUCACCUCACAAAAGAACACUCGGAUGUUAUCCACCAGGCGUUGUGUCAGAUUGCAAAAGAUCAACUGGAUUUAUGUACACAUACUGUCUAGCAUUAUUUUAAAGUAAUUGCUGGCUUACAGUUGCACUGUGGAUUCCAAAAAUGAAAACAGUACCUAAACAAAAAUCUCCCUUUAUUCUGUCCUGAAAAUUGUUCUUAAAUCCACCCACACCAUGGGAUUAUUACAGUGAGGAAAGAAUUGGGGAUUGAAAGAUAAAUAUUGGACUGAUUAGAAAUACUGUGCACGAAUGUUUCAACAUUUAAAACCCGUGCUGCAUGAGUAGAUUAAUUAUUAAUUAAUGUUCAUUCUAGGCUCACUUACUUUGUCCCGGGAAUAUUUGCCGGGACGUUCAUUCUGGAUUACACAGUGAGCAAUAUAAAAAGAUGAAGACAAUCUGGGAACACGAUCUUAUCUGUGAACUAAACAUGCACGGCUCUCGCAUCAGACUACUGGAGAUGAACAAAAACCUCCGCUGUUGGAAAUGUAUGUUUAUUAACCAGCCGAAACCUAUUUCAUUCAUUCGCCACGUUUACUGUACUGUUUAUUAUUUUGGGGUUUAAUGAGGAAUUCCUUUUAUGGAUGUGUUGAUCAUUUGCUGUUGCUGCUGAGUCGGGGGUUGCGCACACUGUUCAUUUUUCUCAUAUUGUGUGAUUUACUCCACCAUCAGUUCAUCACGGCUUCUGUUACCACAGUGUUUACUGAUAUCCAUCCUCGCAGUGCUGUUCCUCCACUGUGCGUUUUCUAUGAUAUUGACAUAUUUAUCCAAAAACACUUUGGGCGUAAUGUUUUUUUAUAUACACAAAUAACACUGGACAAGAUACGUAUGCAUAAAGACACUCAUCUCAGGAGUUAUUUCAUUUCCAGAGACUGGACUGUGUGUUGGAACAAAAUUCACAGAAUUGCCAUUUGAGCAUCUCUAUGGAGCCACUCUCCACUUCUGUGUUACACUGCUAAUAAGUGUGGUGCUGCGAACACGCUAAUACUGUAUUCAUAUCCAACGGUUUGACCCGUGUUCUUCUCACACUACAGUAUGUUCCUGUAAGCUUUAUUUCUGUCACUCGUGCUGUGUGGGAUUUCAGUGUUCUGACUCAUGUUUUUUCGAAAACAGAGGAUGCAAACAAAAUAGCUUCUCACAGAUCACUCAUGUCACCGAGAAAAAAAAUUACAAUUGGGACAUUUAACAUUAUCUGCUAUGUCGUUAUUUUGUUGCCGUCGCUGGUGAAAAUUCUUGUUCACGUGCUGUUAAACCUGUGUCUUUGGAUAUACCACAUGCUGGGAUCAGUGUUCCUCAAUAUUAUGUCUUAUUACCGUGUUGUGAGUCAUGAUUAUGUUCUUAUGUCCAAUAUUUAUCAGGGUUGAUCAAUGUGAUGGACAUCAGCCCCGAAAAAUCAUCUGCGUUAUGAAUCAGCAAGGGAUGCAAAGGUGUAUGCAGCUUAUUGUCUGUGACGCCUGAAUGUGAUUUUUAAAAAUAUUUUAUUCUUUGGGCCCCGAUGAAUUUGGAAAUUAUACCAUAUCUGACAUCAGAUGCACUUUCUAAGUCACAUCUCUCACACAUGCCACUCGAAGCUAUGCAAUGUAAUGUAUAACCCCACAGCAAGUUAUCCCCAUGUAUAUGACAACUUUAGCACAAACAGUCAAACUUGAUAUUCACUUUGUGUCUUUUUAUGAAUGGGUUUUUAUGUAUAUGUAUUGAAGAAUAAAUAUUGUUGCUUACUGGUAGGUUUGAUGAUUUAAUCAGUGUUUGUGCUGAGUUACAGUAAGACUUGGGAUAUGGACUUGAGUCAAACUCAAAAAUUUGGAUUUAAGAUUUUACUGCUUUGAUAACGUGCAUACUUGACAUUUUUGACAUCUUUUACUUGAGACUUAGAGCAAAAACAUCCAAAUCUCAAAUGUUCUCCUUGUAAACAACGUACGAGCAGGCAACCGGCAAUGUUGGCCUCAGCUAUGAAGAAAAACAGUAUACAUAUUUUAACGGUCUGCAUUCAGAGACUUGGAAAACAUGCCAUUGAUUUGCUACUUCUCCUCGAGCACUUGGAGACUUGACUUGGUUGGAUAUGAGUUUAGACUUGACCUAGACCAGUGAUGGAGAAAGUCCAGACCCCAUAUACUUGGGGGGCGCACAAACAAGGCCAUCACGUUGCGUAUUUACUUGGACACUUAUGGAAAGCCUGGAAUUAAAUGCUGUUUGUAAUUAGUGUUUUCUAAGUAAUUAGUGUCAUAACAUCAAUUAAAAAUUGUCGGAAUACAUUGGUUGAGAGACUGAACUACUUCAAAAAAAAAUACUGGAGGUUCUCUGAGGGCCCUCUCACCGCUUGCAAAAGGGCCCGCGGAGACUGCUUAUGUAUAGGGCCCAGAAUUUGGUGCUGAGCUUGAGAUUGAGAAACAAUUUGCCAUUAUUAUGAUGAAAGUAAAAGUACAGUUUAUUAGACUGCGAUAGUAACCGACUUCCCCUUUUUAACCAGUGGAGUCGCCCCCUGCUGGUUAUUUGACAGAAUACAGGUUUCAGGCACUUUCGCAUUGGCUUGUCCUUCCGGACCCGGUGACCACAUCCGUUUUCAUAUACUCUCUAUGGUUUGUUCACAGCAGUUUGACCUACGUCUGUCUCUGUGUGUGUGUGUGUUCCAUUAUAAAAAAAUAUAUUUUGUUCAUAUUUAGUUUUUCAUAUUACACGAAAACAUAUGGUUUGAAAAAAUUAAAGCACAAUAUAAAUCUACUAAUGAACUAUUAACUCGUCAAGUUAAGCAUUAGUGAGACUAGUGAAGACAUAGACACUACUCACACUACUUUUUUCCAGACAAAGUGUGCGUUAGUGUUUGUGUGUGUG